Anopheles funestus (African malaria mosquito) is the source of this 656-nucleotide messenger RNA. RefSeq names its product cytochrome c oxidase subunit 6B1 (gene COX6B). Gene Ontology annotation, cellular component: respiratory chain complex IV; mitochondrion. NCBI's taxonomy places the organism in Eukaryota, Metazoa, Arthropoda, Insecta, Diptera, Culicidae. The record is from RefSeq and is a predicted model, not a curated record. Bases 190 to 420 code for a protein of 76 amino acids. The transcript is spliced from 2 exons.
UUGGUUGUUCAGCCGCCAUAUUGAAAUAUCCAUGAGCCUUUUUUCAGCCGUCAUCCGUGUCCGAGCAAAUCGUUCGAAGCAAGAAGUUGUGUCUUCAUCGUCGUAGCGAAAGAAAAGCGACCGGUGGUUUCCCUUUUUUAGCUCCAGUGUUUCGCGUCUCGUAUCCGACGACCGACAUCAACCAGCGUGAUGGCGUACGAACCGAAGACAGCCCCGUUCGAUCCCCGCUUUCCCAACCAGAACCAGACCAAGUACUGCUACCAGAGCUAUCUGGAUUUCCAUCGCUGCGAGAAGGUAAAGGGCCAGGGCGACCAGGUAUGCAAAUACUUCAAAGGCGUGUUCUCGUCGAUGUGCCCGAACUCGUGGGUUGAGAAAUGGGACACCCAGCGUGAGGAGGGCACAUUCGCCGGCCGCAUCUAAAGAAUGGACCGUAGAAAAUUUGGCCAUUAGCUGUGCGCGAUGAGUGACGGCUUGGAUCCUUUGCAUACAGCAUUGCUAGUAAAACAUCAGAAGUAAAAAUUCAACUACAAAUCCGGAAGAAUGAGCGUGUGUGCUACGAUCCCAUUCGCCACCAUCUGCGUGGAGCAAAGCACGCGGUAAAAUUAAAAUACAACCAUUAUUAAACAGAGAACUGUAUCGUUAAACACAAGAAAGAA